CACACACACACACACACACACACACACACACACACACACACACACACACACACACACACACACACACACACACACACACACACACACAGUUUAUCAACCAAACAACACGUACUCGUCUUUUUUAAGCAUUGAGUCUCUGUGUGGUCAAUCCGAAAAAUAAAACCGUAAAGAUAAUUUAAACAGGAUAUGAAGUGUGUGUCUGUGGCCUGUAUGAUAAUGUCAUUCCCUUCUACAGCUACCUGUGGCUUUCGAGAACAUUUUGUUAAAUUACAGUGAGUUUGUCACACAGUCAAACACACAAACUUCAUCAUGGCUGGACGCAUGCUGUUUGUCAUCCUCGUGUAUUUCUUUCAAUUGUAUGAAGCACAAGCUCUUCUCCCACCAUCACUGACAGUGAAUCCACCGGUGAUCACAGAGACAGACUCAGUCACUCUGCACUGUCAGACUCCACCAUCUGUUUCUGUGCCUCAGUGUUAUUUCUACACUUUAAGUGGACACAUUGUCAGAGUUUUCUCUUGUCUGAAGACACUGACAGGAACUGAGCUGCUGGAGAUGUCCCAACAGAGAUCACCUGCUGAGGUUCAAGUGAAAUGUUUUUACUCUGUAAAAUAUGGAGGGUCAAAUUCUCUACAUAGUGACACGUCCUCCAUCACCAUACACAGUCAAAAACCACAGAUGAGUCUUCAACAUUUUCCUGGUGAACUCGUUCUCUUUAUCUGCACUCUGCCUGGAUCUGCUAAUCAUGAUGCGAGAUGUAACCUGUACUUUGGAGAAAAAAAACAUCCAGUCCAAACAACCAGCGGGAAGAGAAGGGAUUCAAAGAAUCGGCUGUUCUGCCAGUUUACUUUCAGAGCCGAUGACUUUCUAAGACAUUUACAUUUUGUGAAAAGACAUGAUGCCAGCUGUGAUUAUAGUUUGGGAAGUGAAUCCGACUCUUUGUCUCCUCGUAGCGAUGGAUACAGCUUGACUGAUAUUGUGGGAAGAGAAUCAAAUAUGCGCUCCACAAUAUCAGCUCCUACUAUCCCCACAGAUAUUGAGGAAAAGGAGAAACGCUUGACACAGACUAUGACGACAUCUACUAUGACCACAGGUCUUACUGUUGGAUCAGGAAACACUGGUAGUUUCAUAUCUACAUCCAUAACACCAGUGAAGCCAACACAAGGUCGAACGCCUCAUAAGUCUAGCACUAAAGCUAUUUUCCCACCUGUGACCCAAGUGAACCCAUCAUCAGAAACAAGGAAAAGGAAGUUGGUAAUAGUUGUGGCUUCUCUUGGAGGUGUUAUCUUAUUCGGACUGGCAUUUCUUUCGACCAGAAGAAGAACUGGUGAGAACUUGAUUUGUGUGACCGCCAAAGCAUGUGUCCUCCCUGCUCAUUGUAUGCCUGUGGAUAUAAGGGAAAGCUCAGCAGUGGAGAGAACUUACAGAGUGGUUAUGAUGAGACGUACAGCAUCGUCACUUAUGAAUGCAGCCACAUUGAAUGACAAACGCUAACCACAGCGUCUCAAGAGGAACCAUCUGCAUCAGACCACAGAGAUAAUGUGUGCAGCAUUUGAAAAACAGUUUGAAGUUAUAGAAUUGUGUUUCUCAGAGAAAUUUGAGAUGGGUCAAACACAAGUUGGAUUUGUUCAGUUGAGUGUUGUAAUAUACUAAUUAAUAUACUACAUACAUAUUAAUCCAUGUUAGCCUUCUCCGAAUCAAUACAUUAAACAUUUAAGCUUUUAUAUCUUUAACAUGUAAGAAAAUGGAUGAAGAGUCUCAAAGGGUUCAGGUUACAGGGGGAGAAUAAGUUAAUCAGUUGUUUGUUUUAGUUUUAUUUCAACUGAGGCAGAAGAAGUAAAAAAGUUCAUGGAAAAAGUGGGGGCCUUGACUUUACUUCAAUACCAACUAGAACAAAAAACACAGCCUGUGCAGCAUAACACUGAACAUAUGAAGUGAAAUAUGGAUUGCAGAGUUGUAUGUUCAGGACAAAAAUGAAUUAACUUCAUGUUUGAUUCAAGCAGAACAUGAACAAGCUAAGUGUUUCUGUAAAGUUGUGAGCAGCGUGUGAACACAUGAUGAACAGACUCUUUCAUUUUCUUCUGAAACUGUGAGCUGACGCUUUGGUAGACCUGAUAUAAAUACAUAACAUGUUCUAAGUUUUUAAUAAAUUGUGUUAAAUCAAGUAAAUGCACAGUGUGGGCGUUUCUGUGGCCUCUCUGUUUCAUGUGUGAUGCUAGCUGUGGUUUUCCUGAGAGCAAGUUCUGUAAAUUGACACUGAAGUACAUCAAAGCUCACAUACUCAGAGACACAAGCUUCUUCUAUCUGAGAAGUCUUAUUCAGCUUCAUCAUGGCUGGACGUCUGCUGUUUGUCAUCCUCAUCUGUAAGUUAUACCUUCAGGAGAGUUCUUCAUUAUUAAUAUAGACUUUUACAAACUACUGUAGGUUCAAACCUGCAGACAUUUUGUCUACAAUCAUGUGGCAUAUUUUACCUCCUGUUCUUUUUAUGGUUGUUCAUUUCAUACCUGUGUUUCAUUUCAGUUUUUAUCUGGAAACGUAUUGUUAAACUGUGGUGCAGACCUUUAAAUGAGUUCCUGAAAAAAUAAAGUCUAUUUUGGUCUUUA
Molecule: messenger RNA, 2600 nt
Organism: Eleginops maclovinus (Patagonian blennie)
Lineage: Eukaryota; Metazoa; Chordata; Actinopteri; Perciformes; Eleginopidae
Exons: 12
Coding region: 310-1491 (393 amino acids)
Source: RefSeq, a predicted model, not a curated record